Molecule: messenger RNA, 450 nt
Organism: Salmo salar (Atlantic salmon)
Lineage: Eukaryota; Metazoa; Chordata; Actinopteri; Salmoniformes; Salmonidae
Source: RefSeq, a predicted model, not a curated record
AUGUUAUAUGAGUUGUUACUUUUUCUGUCAUCUUCAACACCAAAUGGUCCAAGGAAAACCUCAGUGUCAGUCAGUCCCUCUGGUGAAAUAGUGGAGGGCAGUUCAGUGACUCUGACCUGCAGCAGUGAUGCCAACCCACCUGUGGACAAAUACACCUGGUACAAGAAGAAUGUAACCUCACCAAAAGCAUCAGGACAGAGUUACAGCAUCACUAACAUCAGCUCUGAGGACAGAGGAGAAUACUACUGUGAGACCCAGAAUGGAAGAGGAUCUAUGAACUCUACAGCUCUGAUGAUCAUUGUAGCAGGGAAACAGACCUCAGUUGUGACUGCAGCUGUAGGAAUCAUAGUGGUUGUUCUGGUUCUCAUACUCUGUUCCUCUGGCUUCAUGUGGUUCAGAGAAUCACCACAGAAGCUGGACCGAAGAGAAUCACCACAGAAGCUGGACUGA